This is a messenger RNA of Bipolaris victoriae FI3, 2025 nucleotides long. RefSeq lists its product as hypothetical. The transcript is spliced from 3 exons. Lineage: Eukaryota; Fungi; Ascomycota; Dothideomycetes; Pleosporales; Pleosporaceae. The coding region runs from base 1 to 2025 and encodes 674 amino acids. Gene Ontology annotation, cellular component: mitochondrion. Gene Ontology annotation, molecular function: proline dehydrogenase activity; FAD binding; pyrroline-5-carboxylate reductase activity. The record is from RefSeq and is a predicted model, not a curated record.
AUGCCGACGCACAUGUUACUCCGCUCUCUAUUCGUUGCGACUAUAUCAUCGAACAGAUUUCUGCUGAUACCGGCACUACAUCUUUUGUCCUUUUUGUCGAAACCAAGUCGGAGUUUCCUGUUCAAUUUAGAUCGAAAUCCAGUUCUAAAGGCAGUUUUGAAAAGGACAUUGUAUAACCAGUUUUGUGCGGGAGAAACAGAGCAGGAGACACAAGCUUGCGUCAAGCAACUCAAGGAUCUCGGGUUCAAAGGAGUCAUCUUGACGUAUGCAAAGGAAAUGGUAUUUGAUCACAAAGCAGGCUCUGCCAAGGAUCAUGGUUUGGAAAAGGGCAUUAAUGGAAAGGCUGCGUUGCAUGAUGCGGAUAUUGAAGCGUGGAGACAAGGGACGCUGCGGACGUUGGAUUUGAUUUCCAAAGGCGAUAUUCUGGCAUUGAAGACAACAGGCGGCGGCCCAGCCGUCUCCGCAGCAUUCAGCCAAGGCAGCCUCCCACCCCAGCAAAUGCUCUCAGCCCUCGACGAACUAGCCACAAAAUGCAAGCAACGCGGCAUCCAAAUCAUAAUCGACGCCGAGUCCCAGCACUGGCAGCACGGCAUCGCCCGCACUACCUUGGAGCUAAUGCGGAAAUUCAAUCGCGGAGGCAAAGCAGUCAUAUACAACACCUACCAGGCCUACCUCAAAGAAACACCCGCCGUAGUCCAGCAACACAUGGCGGAAGCCGAGAAAGACGAGUUUACCCUAGGCCUGAAGCUCGUGCGUGGCGCAUACAUUCUCUCUGAUAACCGGGCUUUGAUCCACGAUACAAAGGAAGAUACAGACAACGCGUACAAUACUAUAGCGCAGGGUGCUCUCCGCCAGCGACUCGGUCCCUUUGGAGGGAAACAUCGUCCCUUUCCGUCGGUCAAUCUACUGCUCGCAUCACACAACCGUGAAUCCGUAAUGGCGGCUAGCGCACUGCAUCGCCAGCGGGUGGAAGCCGGGCUGCCUACUGUACCGGUUGCGUACGGCCAGCUACACGGCAUGUCAGACGAAGUCAGUUUCUCGCUGCUUGCAGAAAAAGAUAAAGGUGGGAUAUCGCCGGAGGUCUUCAAAUGCACUACUUGGGGUAGCAUGGGCAACCUCGGCACCCCCAUUCUCUCAGGCCUCCUCAACUCACCCGAUGCCACCCAAUUCACCCACUACACAGCCUGCAUAUCCUCUGUUGCAUCCGAAUCCCGCCUCAGCACUCUCUUCGCCCAGCACAUUGCUUCGGAAAAACUAUCCCUAGCCCGCUCCACCCUCUCCAUCACCCACGCAAUCCAACACUCAAGCGUAAUCCUCCUCGCCGUCGACCCCUCGCAAGUAACCUCGCUCCUCAGCAUCCCCUCCAUAGCCUCUGCCUUCCACUCGCAACCCCCAAACUCCAGCAACCAAGCUGGAAAGUUGGUAAUAAGCGUAAUAGCCGGCCUCUCCACAACCUCCCUAUCUAGUACCCUCUUAUCCACCCCACCCCAAAACAACCCAACCCUCCACAUCCUCCGCGCCCUCCCCACAAUCCACGCCCAAAUCUCGCACUCACACACUGCAAUCCAACUCCCCCCCGCGUCCUCCCGGCCCUUCCCACACCACCACCUCGAAACAGCCACAUCCCUCUUCUCAACCCUCGGCACCACAGCACUCAUCGCCGAGCACCACAUGGCCGCCACAACAGCCGUAAGCGGUUCCACGCCCGCGUUCUGGGCUGUAAUCGUGGAUGCAAUGGUAGAUGCGGCGGUGGCGGUGGGUUUGCCGCGAGAGAUGGCGCAGGAGCAAGUGUACAGGAGUAUGAGGGGCAGUGCCGAGAUGUUUUUGCAGGGGUGGAAGACGGGCGAGGUGAGGGAUAUGGGGACGAGUCCGGAGGGGUGUACGAUUGGGGGGAUUAUGGUGUUGGAGGAGAUGGGGGUGAGGGGGGCGGUGGGGAAGGCGCUGAGGGAGAGUGUUACGAUUGCUAGGGAGAUGGGGAGGGAAGGUCAAGGGGAGAGACAUGUUAAUGAUACGAGGAGGGUGUGA